Molecule: messenger RNA, 125 nt
Organism: Racocetra persica
Lineage: Eukaryota; Fungi; Glomeromycota; Glomeromycetes; Diversisporales; Gigasporaceae
Source: the annotation of a GenBank genome assembly
AAAAAUAUGCGUCAGUCGUCUAUGAGUAUUGGCUUGGUAUAGCUCAAUUUGCAAUGGCUUACCUCGGCACGAGGUUGGUUAGCAUAAGUCAAAAGCCGGCUGUUUGCAUCACUAGUCGUAACUAG